Panthera uncia (snow leopard) is the source of this 1597-nucleotide messenger RNA. RefSeq names its product acylphosphatase 2 (gene ACYP2). Lineage: Eukaryota; Metazoa; Chordata; Mammalia; Carnivora; Felidae. The record is from RefSeq and is a predicted model, not a curated record. Gene Ontology annotation, molecular function: acylphosphatase activity. The transcript is spliced from 4 exons. The coding region runs from base 150 to 530 and encodes 126 amino acids.
CGGCCAGGGACCGAACGGUCUUCCCGUCCAGCGUCCUUAGCUGCCCCCGAUCCCAGUACCCGCAGUCUCAUUUGCCACCUUCCGACGCGUGACCCCGGCGCGCUCGCGUCCCGGGCUGGUGACAGGCGCGGGGUACGCCGAGAGGUCCCAUGUGCCCCCUCCCUUUCCUGGCCGCCGCAGUCGCCGCGUCCCGAACCCCACUCCGGCUCCUCGGCAGAGGACUCGCCGCCAUGUCUGCCGCCAGGCGACUCAAAUCCGUGGACUACGAGGUGUUCGGGAGAGUGCAGGGUGUUUGCUUCAGAAUGUACACAGAAGAUGAGGCUAGGAAAAUAGGAGUGGUUGGCUGGGUGAAGAAUACCAGCAAAGGGACUGUGACAGGCCAAGUGCAAGGCCCCGAAGAGAAAGUCAACUCCAUGAUGUCCUGGCUGAGCAAGGUUGGAAGUCCUAGUUCUCGCAUUGACCGCACAAACUUUUCUAAUGAAAAAACCAUCUCUCAACUUGACUACUCAAAUUUUAGUAUUCGAUACUAACAGAAGAGAAAUAAAAAUUUUAAUGGUUAUAUUACACAACAAACACCAUAUAUUCUCAAGUCUAUGUACUAGAAUAAUAGUAGCAGAGUAGGGUAAAAAAAGAACUUUCUGUUCUGCAAGCUACAACAGAAUAUAUGUUACUAAAAAGGUCUGACACUAAAAUAGUUUUACUCGACUAUGUUUUUAAGAUGCAAAAACAUAGUAUUGUAAAGGUCAUUACAAAAUAUUUAAUAUGAAUAUUUAAACUUGUGGAAUCUUUAAUGAAUAUUAUAGCAAGCGUUAUUUGGCUAGGUAUAAAAUAAAGCUUAACCAUUUAAAAAUUAAGCAUUGUUAUCUGAAUUCUAAAAACCUCCUGAAUAAUAAUUUAUUAAAUUUGAGUCAUUUGUUUAACAAGAACCAGUAGUUAGAUAUAAAUGUAUAUGAUGAUCAGUAUAACCACAAAAUAAUAUCAAUAAAGAAUUUUUUAAAUUCUGGUUGAGACAUUCAAUAUUUUGGUUGGAGCAACCUAAUGCCAUCUAUGACCUUUAUUGUUCUGUGUAGUGAGCAGGUGAGUGAUGGUAACUGUUAAGAACCCACAAUUUCACUACUAUAAACAGCAAGAUUUAUGUCAACAACUAUGUACAAUGGUUUGUCCUAUUAACCAGAAAAGGAACUGACAGUCCAAGUAAAUCAUACUAUCCCUUGAACUUGACUUAUCAUUUAGGGAUUUUCACAUGUAAAUGGUAAUUAAGCAACAGGAUAUUUUAAGGAGAAGGUUCAUUUCUAUGCCAUAGAAUUAUUGAAAAAAGAUCUUUAACUCAAAAUACUAGGGGACUUCAAAUGUUGUAGGCAUAUACAUGUGUAUGUCCUUCAGUGAUCUCCUAAUUUUUGUACCAAUGGAAUCCUUCAUUAAAACAAAAUUUUACAUGGAAUUUAAUACCUAAAGUAAGUAAAAAAGCCCACUAGUAUGACUGAAAUGGGCAUGGAGGUCCUUGGAGCCCUGCAUGCUUGGUCUCACUUUGCCUCCUGCAUCUUGUCUGCCUUGGACAAUUUCACAUCCCCUAGGAAUCCACGUUAGAAACUACCAU